UCCAAAUUGUGUUUCUGUCUUAUCCCUUCUCUCUCGCCUUAGCCCUCGCAAUUUUGCUCGCUCCUUUGUCCUCACCGUACUCGUCAAUCGGAAUCGGAAUCGGAAUCGGAAUCUCAAUCGGCCGGACCUUUGUUGGUCGGUUUCCGACAGGAAGUUCUGUAAUUGGGUUGUGAACGUAAUAUUGGCUCAACUUUGGCUUGGUUCUUGGAGAAGUUGAGCUGAUGCUAUCGCUUCGACGAUUUGUUUGAUUGAAUUCGGGUUGAUUUCACUGGUGUUUUCUUGUUUGAGGCAGAAUGAAGGGUGUUAGAAACUGGUUGUUUUCUCAAUUAUUAUCCAAGUCAGUGGUUUCAUCAAGACCAUUACUGGGGAGUGACAGUUUCUUUGGUGAGGAAAAUAAAGAACACGUGGAUGAAGACCAAGAUGGUGAAGUUGCUCAAGCAACCACUAUUGUACCGCCCACUGCCCCUCAUACAUCAGACUCUGGCGGUAGUUUGGAGAAUCAAGAAGAUUUGGCCCUGGAACAGUCUCAACAUAGCUCUAACAGGGUAAAGGUGGAUGUGUUGACAAUGAUUGAGGACCUCCAAGUUCAGUUCUUUCGACUUCUGCAGAGAAUCGGGCAGACAUCGAACAAUUUGCUAGUGGAAAAGGUCCUGUAUCGAAUACAUCUAGCAACUUUGAUACAGGUAGGAGAAUCCGACCUCAAAAGAGUAAAUCUUGAAAGAGGCAAAGCCAGAGAAAAAGCAGCUGAACAAGAAGCAGCUGGGAUACCAGAAUCAAGCUUCACAUUUAGAGUACUUGUAUUGGGAAAAACAGGAGUUGGCAAGAGUGCUACAAUAAACUCCCUCUUUGAUCAAGCAAAAACUGCAACUGAUGCAUUUCAACCUGCAACCGAUCGUAUUCAGGAGAUUGUGGGAACGAUCAAUGGGAUUAAAGUAUCCUUCAUUGAUACCCCCGGUCUUUCCCAAUCGUCCUCGGGAAAUAUGAAGAGAAAUAAGAAAAUCUUGUUUUCUGUGAAGAGAUAUAUAAGGAAAUCCCCACCAGAUAUUGUUUUGUACUUUGAGCGCCUUGACCUCAUAAACAAGAAUCAUGCUGACUACUUUUUAAUGAAGCUAAUAAAUGAGGUCUUUGGUCCUGCAAUUUGGUUCAACACCAUCCUAGUCUUGACACAUUGUUCCUCAGCUCUUCCAGAAGGACCUGAUGGAUAUCCUGUCUCCUUCGAAUCAUAUGUGUCCCAUUGCUCAGAGCUUUUGCAGCAAAAUAUACAUCAGGCAUUGUCGGACCCAAGACUUGAAAAUCCCGUUCUCUUGGUCGAGAACCAUCCUCAGUGUAAGAAAAAUAUUAUGGGAGAAAAAGUUCUUCCAAAUGGGCAGGCCUGGAGAUCACAUUUCUUGUUGUUGUGCAUUUGUUAUAAAGUUUUGGGCAGCAUUAAUACCCUAUUGAAAUUUCAAAAUUGCAUUGAGCUAGGGCCAUUAGCUGCUAAUACCCGGCUGCCUUCACUUCCCCACUUACUCUCAUCUAUUUUACGGCGCCGAAAUACGACAAGUCCAUCAGAUGUAGACUAUGACAUUGAAGCUAUUCUAAUCAGGGACAAUGAAGAAGAUGAGUACGAUGAUCUACCUUCGAUUCGCAUUCUGACAAAAUCCCAAUUCGAGAAGCUGUCGAACUCACAGAAAAAGGAAUACCUGGAUGAGCUGGAAUACAGGGAAACUCUAUAUUUAAAGAAACAGCUAAGAGAAGAGUAUCAAAGGAGGAAGGAAAUCAAGCUUUUAAAACAUAGAGACUCGGAACACAAUGAUAAUAAUGGUGAUUUGCAGGCAUCGCCCGAGGCGGAAGCUGUUCUGCUUCCAGAUAUGGCUGUCCCACCCAGUUUCGACUCAGAUUGUCCUGUUCAUAGAUAUCGUUGCAUCGCAGUAGAUGAUCAGUGGAUUGUGAGACCUGUUCUUGACCCACAAGGAUGGGAUCAUGAUGUAGGCUUCGAUGGGAUAAAUCUCGAAACAGCGAUGGAGAUGAACAAAAAUGUUUUUACCUCAGUCACUGGGCAGGUGAGUAAAGAUAAGCGUUUCUUUAACAUUCAAUCUGAGUGUGCUGCCUCUUACAUGGAUUCUAGGGGAUCUUCUUAUACUUUAGGUCUAGAUGUUCAAUCUUCUGGUACAGAUAGGAUAUACACUGUUCAUAGUAAUGCUAAGCUGGGGAACAUUAAGCACAGCCAUCCUGGAAUUGGACUUUCUCUGAUAUCUUUCAAGAGAAAUUGCUAUUAUGGUGUGAAGCUUGAAGAUACCAUAUCGAUAGGUAAGCGAGUGAAGCUCGUAGCCAAUGGCGGUCGUAUAGAAGGAGCAGGACAAAUGGCAUAUGGUGGAAGCAUAGUAGCUACUUUAAGAGGUGAAGACUACCCAGUGAGGAAUGACCAUCUCAGUCUAACGAUGACCGUCCUCUCUUUCGACAAGGAAACCAUCCUGAGCGGGAAUGUAGAGUCUGAGUUUCGGCUUAGCCGAAGCAUGAGACUGUCGGUUAACGCCAACUUAAAUACACGUAAAAUGGGUCAGAUCUGCAUAAAAACAAGUAGCUGUGAGCAUUUGCAGAUUGCUUUGAUUUCUGGUUUUACAAUCUUGAGAGCCCUUCUGCGUAGAAAGGAAAUUGAAACGAUGUAGCUUCCGAUGGAUCGAUGCCGUUCUGAACUCAAAGCUGAGACUAAUCUGCCAUCGUUUUCAGUUGGUAGAGAUCUAAAUAAGAGACGUUGUAAUAGACCACAUGAUUAAUCUUUUUGUUGUGUCUGUACUCCAUUGCUUUCCCAGAGAAGUAUAUUGGUGAUUGGUAGCAGAGAUAGGUGUUUGCCCAACAGUUCUCAGGAAUUUUACUGGCGAUGUUGGCCGAAAGAUCUGUAGGCUUGGGUCAAAAUUGAGUUGAUAAUUGUACAGAGAUAUAUAAGGUUAGCCUUUGUUCUUAAACUUCCAGAAUAAAUUCCAUUUUUUGAUCCAUGUGUA
Cucurbita pepo subsp. pepo (vegetable marrow) is the source of this 2981-nucleotide messenger RNA. It is a transcript of the gene TOC90, whose product is annotated as Avirulence induced gene (AIG1) family protein. Gene Ontology annotation, molecular function: GTPase activity; GTP binding. NCBI's taxonomy places the organism in Eukaryota, Viridiplantae, Streptophyta, Magnoliopsida, Cucurbitales, Cucurbitaceae. Gene Ontology annotation, biological process: protein targeting to chloroplast. The record is from RefSeq and is a predicted model, not a curated record. Gene Ontology annotation, cellular component: chloroplast outer membrane.